Messenger RNA from Acanthochromis polyacanthus (spiny chromis), 1984 nucleotides. RefSeq names its product beta-1,3-galactosyl-O-glycosyl-glycoprotein beta-1,6-N-acetylglucosaminyltransferase-like. Gene Ontology annotation, molecular function: beta-1,3-galactosyl-O-glycosyl-glycoprotein beta-1,6-N-acetylglucosaminyltransferase activity. Gene Ontology annotation, cellular component: membrane. The coding region runs from base 110 to 1390 and encodes 426 amino acids. Lineage: Eukaryota; Metazoa; Chordata; Actinopteri; Pomacentridae. The transcript is spliced from 4 exons. The record is from RefSeq and is a predicted model, not a curated record.
UACAUUAAAGACUGUGAAAUACAUUUGAAGACUAAUAUAAGUUGCAGUUGAACAACAUACAGAAUUCACACUAUAAUGAAAAGCAUCGCGGUUGAAGUUCUCUAAAAUAAUGCCGUUACUGCAACAAAGUCGACUGUCCCUGUUGUUGAAGCUCACUGUUGUACUGGGAUCAGUGUGGAUGCUUUCUCUACUCAAUGAACUGAGAACAGACUGGAGUCUUACCUACAGCUGGUGGGAGUAUACAGAUGUGGAUGGCGGUCCGGAGAAAGAGUGCAACUGUUCUGCAAUUCUGCAGGGAGAGACGGAGGCACUAGAAAAGGCCAAAUUACUGACUCUGACUAAAGACUUCCGCAAGAGUGUUGACAUCCCUGAUGAGUAUUACAUCAAUGCAACCAAAGACUGCAGGAACUUUAAGUUAAGCAGGAAAUACUUGACAUUCCCGUUAAGCAAAGAAGAGGAGGACUUUCCUCUGGCUUACUCUAUGGUGGUCCAUCACAAGGUGCAGAAUUUUGAGAGACUACUGCGAGCUAUUUAUGCACCUCAAAAUAUUUAUUGUGUCCAUGUGGACAAGAAAUCAGAGACCUCAGUCUUUGCUGCCAUCAUGGCCAUCACCUCCUGUUUUCCGAACGUCUUCAUGGUCACACGGCCUGUCACUGUGGUCUAUGCUGGCUGGACACGAGUCCAGGCUGACCUUAACUGUAUGUCUGAUCUUUAUAAUGCCAGCGCGGAAUGGAAAUACUUCAUCAAUGUUUGUGGCCAGGAUUUCCCUCUGAAAACCAAUUUGGAGAUGGUACGGAUGUUGCGUUCAUUGAAAGGUCGGAACAGCAUGAUGUCAGAACCAUUGCCAGCUGGACUCAAGCGGAGGGUGACAUAUGUUCACCAGGUUGUUAAUGGGGAAGUUCAGGAGACAAGACAGCAAAAGGAGCCACCUCCUUUCAACCUGCCCAUUUUCUAUGGAAGUGCCUACAUUGUGGUCUGUCGAGGUUACAUCCGCAGUGUGUUGGAAGAUGAUCGAAUACUGAAGCUGAUAGAGUGGGGGAAAGACACCUACAGUCCUGAUGAGUUUCUCUGGGCAACCAUUCAACGAAUGCCUGGUGUUCCUGGCUCAACAAGGCCCCAUGGUAAAUACGAUAUGUCAGAUAUGAAUGCAAUUGCUCGACUGGUGAAGUGGCACGCGCUUGAGGGUCCACAGGAGUCCCUGAAUGCAGUGUAUUCAGAAUGUAAUGGCAACCAUGUGAGGGAAGUAUGUGUGUAUGGUGCUGGAGACCUGCAAUGGAUGAUUGCUCAGCCUCACCUUUUUGCCAACAAGUUUGACAUCAACACAGAUCCCAUUGCCAUCUACUGCUUGGAGAAAUAUCUGAGACAAAAGGCACUGGCUGAGUUACAUUAGGUGGAGAUUUCUGUGGCAGCCCAGAAUCAGUCAGAGAAGGGAGUGGUUGACUCAUGACAAUGCUUGUGGUACAUGCCAAAGUAGCAGGAAUCAAUGUUUCCCAACAGAAAAUUGCAGUGUAACAAGAAAAUCAAUUACUCAAUUCACUCCCUGGUGGGCAGACAGUAUAAUUUAUUUGUAUAAAGAUUGUUAUCAUCAACCAUGUACACAACUUUUUAGGGAUAUGCUGAUAGUUGUUAAGUUGGAGAAUACUAGAUAUGCUGCACAUUUCCAAGGUUACACUGACAUGGCAAUCUUUCCUUAGAUAUGUUGAUGUCUUAGGUUCUGAUAGUGUGAUAACCAGUGUGGACUUUGUCUUUGGCAUAUAUGUAUUUAUGUGUAAUAACAGCUUUGGAACAAGAACAACGAGAAGGAUCAUUGAUAUGUUAGUGCCUGAGAUAAAAGGGUGCAUUGUUCUGGCCUCCUGACACCUUCCUGUUAAUUUUUUUUUUUUUACAUGAUUCCUAUAUUCAUCUUUCCUUGCAUAGUUUAUCAUGUAUAUCCUGUGAAUGUCACCAUGAGUGGAGGACUAAUAAAUAUCCAACUGUGUUUGUA